AAUCCCGCCCCCCGUCGUCGUCACGGCAACCCGGCCCCGCCCCCCUCCCCCUCUAAAGGAAGAUGGAGUCGCGCGUGGAGGAGCUCCGCUCUCUGCAGAGGCUCGUGGGCGGCCCCGCGGCGCCGCUGGAGCGGCAGGCCGAGCGAGGGGUACCCGUGCUGCACGUGGGAGAUGGCUCCAGCGUCGUGGGGCUUGUGAGCUCCGCGUGUCACGUGGUGCGUGCGUCGGGGCAGUUGCAGCUGCUGGGGCUGGAUGCCGGGGACCGUGCCGUGGUGCAGCAGUGGGCAGAGUACGCGGUCGCCCUGGAGCAGGGAAACAAGGACUCCUUGAAGACUGCCCUCCGGGAGCUGAAUGACUACCUCGCAGACCGGGUGUUCAUAGUUGGCAACUAUCUCACACUGGCUGACAUCCUGCUCUACCACAGGCUGCACCCCGUGUUGGCAGCGCUCGGCGUGCAGGAGCGAGAGCAGCACGUGAACGUGUGCCGCUGGUUCGACAACGUCCAGCGAUGGCCGCGAGUGAGGCAGCACCUCCCAAUGCUGGUCAUCCUCCGAAACAAGAUUUACUCCUGAAAACUGCGACCGUGUGAGACCACGUCAUCGGUUUUCCACGCGGAGAGAAGCCAGCCGGCGCGCUGUCGCGCAUCAGCAACGCCGACGACACACGCUUCUCCCGUUGUGAUCGCCGUAACGCGGCCUCCGCAGUCGAGUGAAUUCCGUGGGUCUGAGAGUCGGUUGGCUUCGAUCGAUUGUGGGUUUGGGUACGGAUUUUUACAAAUGUGACGAAGCAAAGCUGUGUAAAUGUUAAUAAUAAUUCAUAAACACCAACAUUACAAGCAAACUAUAAAAAUUAUGUUCACACACUCGGACAGAAAAAAAAAUGGCAACUUGAUGAUAGUGUUUUUUUUUUAUUUUUGGACAUUGAUUGCUGGAGCGAUAAUUAAUGAGUGGUGACUUGGCUGAGCGGUCGCACAUCUGGUGCUUGUUGCAUAGGCUCGUGGUUCGAACACCCCACGGCCACCCUGGUUAAUACUGCAGGCGCAUUGACUGAAUGCACGCCGUCUGCUUCACGUUCGGGGAAAAAAGGUGUGCUGGCAUCAUGGUCCAAAUUUGAAAAACUACUUAAAAUUACUCAAUUGGGAGAACACUGUCGUUUUUUUUUUAAAGUUGGUGCUUAAUUUCCAAAUGUACUAUACAGGUGAGCACCUCCUCAUGCUGGCAACCUUGACUGCAUCCCACGUGUGUUGUUAAAGAAGAGCUGCCUGUUCAACACUUGGGGCUUCUGUCAAAUCUGCCAGUUGGACUUCAGCGGAGUGGAAUGCAUUUGUAAAGUGUAUGCGGGGUAAAUAAAGUCCAUACCUGUCAUCUCCUUAUCAGUGCCCGACCAUAUUACACACCAACUCAGACCUUAUUGGUCACUCCGUACCCCUUAUAAAUCUCAACGUUCAUCCUACAAAGUCCCAUCACAAGGUAGAAACACAAACACACACAGACAAUUAUUUUUGUUGUGCCCGUAUUGAAACUGCUGUACGUCGUAUGGACCUGAAAACUCAAUUUCCCUGUACAAGAAUACGGGGUAAACCGUGUGGGUUGACAGGUAUGAAAGUCCAAACUGUGGGUGUAUAUUUGUCAACACCAUUGUUUUUAAAUUAUGUGAGAACAGAAGGGAAAUCGUGUAAUGUAUAAGAAUUGAAGACCCGGCCACAUUGAUACUCUUUUGUAGCCAAUUGGCGUGUUUUGGGGUCAUUGAAAAAUCUGUGAAAACAAAAGCGGUUUACAGCCACAUUUAUCAAUCGUACUGUGUAAUUGCCAAAAUAACGUUUUGCUGCAUGCAUUAUUUAUAAAGCAGGCUUGCGUAAACAUGUGUCUUCUCAUAGCAGUCUCCUUUAGAAUGUAGAUCUUUUCAACUGGUUGCAGUUUACAUUUGAAUUAACUUUAUUGCGUGUUCUUGUUGCCAUAAUAAUACAAGUAUGCCGUCACGUUAAUAAUGCCAGGUUAAAAAUUGCCGAACAAUGUCCCCGUCUUUUCCUGUGUUGGUAUUUGACAUGCGUCUGCUAUAUACAUCGAUUACUUUUUUCAAGAAGGGUUGCCGCGUAUGGUGAUGCUACCAUGUAAGUGAAAUCCACGUUAAUCGUAUAGCCCGUUUUGCUAAAACAUCGUUUAAUAUUUGUGAUUGUUUAUAUUUUAUUUACCGAUGAAAUACAGAUUACAAAAGCACAACACUGCAAUUGAGGUGCAGAAGAAAUAGCUGUUACCUAUUAAAUAAUUACUUUGCUAAAUGUUGAGCAGAGUAAUUGGCAAUUAUAUGACCUCGUUAUUAUCGUAGCUAAUUUCGUUACUUCCUACGUAACUGACGGCCACGUAAGAUUGUAAGAUUUAAGCGAUUAGAAGACUCGUGGCGGCGGGCCUCUGUUGAGCAAACUGCUGUUCGUGAAUGUUGAAGCAAAUCUUUAUUUGUACUGGGAAGCAUAGCGAAGCACCAACACGAUAAAUAAACUUGUAAAACACAAUUACAAAAUAAUAGGACAAUUAUAUGUACCCAAAGAGUGACCAACGCAGACGUCAGAAACAGGUUGCACAUGGACGGAGGACUUGAUGCUGCAGGCAGUGAUGAGAAGGGGAAACGGGAAUUAUUCGGACACAGGAUGGCCAACAGGAAAAUGAAAAGUGGUGUUGUUCGGGAGAAAUGGAAGGAACAGGAAAGAGAGGAAGACCUCCGAGAGAAUGGCUUGACGGCAACGGAGAUUGGUGUCAGAAAGAUGUUGCACUACUUGAGCAUUUAGGUACAAGACAGAGGAGUUUGAAAACAUAACGAAAUGUGCAGUGGACACCUUACGGGGCUAUCUGCCCAUGGAUCGUGAUGAUAAUGUGGCGAUAAACAGUCGUCAUUAAAAUGAACAUCUUAUCUUGGGACGUUAUAUCGGCAGCCCUAAUUAAAAGCCGUUGUUCGUGUGACCUGUUUCUCUUUGCGCAUUUUCAUCAAUUGCAUGUUGUGUGACUCCCGUGAAGGCACGGGACAAUUAUGUAUGUUGAUCCCUUCUGGAUCUACAACAGCGGAGCCAGACGUAACAAAAGGGGACACGGCCCGGCCUGUUUGUUAACCGUGCAUCCAAUUAAAAUCGAUUGUGACGUGCAAGA
Molecule: messenger RNA, 3137 nt
Organism: Petromyzon marinus (sea lamprey)
Lineage: Eukaryota; Metazoa; Chordata; Hyperoartia; Petromyzontiformes; Petromyzontidae
Product: eukaryotic translation elongation factor 1 epsilon-1
Biological process (GO): positive regulation of DNA damage response, signal transduction by p53 class mediator
Cellular component (GO): cytoplasm; nucleus; aminoacyl-tRNA synthetase multienzyme complex
Source: RefSeq, a predicted model, not a curated record